Messenger RNA from Calidris pugnax (ruff), 684 nucleotides. Its product is annotated as SNF1-related protein kinase catalytic subunit alpha KIN10-like. The transcript has a single exon. NCBI's taxonomy places the organism in Eukaryota, Metazoa, Chordata, Aves, Charadriiformes, Scolopacidae. Gene Ontology annotation, molecular function: tau-protein kinase activity; protein serine/threonine kinase activity; ATP binding. The annotation marks the transcript as partial. Gene Ontology annotation, biological process: protein phosphorylation; intracellular signal transduction; microtubule cytoskeleton organization. The record is from RefSeq and is a predicted model, not a curated record. Gene Ontology annotation, cellular component: cytoplasm.
AUGUCCCCACCUUGUCCCUGGUUGGAGAACCUUCUGCUGGACAUCUCCAUGUCCUUGUGUCUCCAUGUCCCCACCUUGUCCCCACGUCCCCAGGUGGAGAACCUGCUGUUGGACCUCCCCAUGUCUCCAUGUUGUCCCCACCUUGUCCCCAUGUCCCCACCUUGGCCCCAGAUGGAGAACCUGCUGCUGGACAUCUCCAUGUCCCCAUGUCCCCACGCUGUCCCCAUGUCCCCAGGAGAAGAACCUGCUGCUGGACAUCUCCAUGUCCCAUGUCCCAUGUUGUCCCCAUGUCCCCUGUCCCUGCAGGCGGAGAACCUGCUGCUGGACGCCGAAGCCAACAUCAAGAUCGCGGAUUUUGGGUUCAGCAACGAGUUCCGGGCGGGGUCCAAGCUGGACACCUUCUGCGGGUCCCCCCCCUACGCCGCCCCCGAGCUCUUCCAGGGCAAACGCUACGACGGCCCCGAGGUGGACGUCUGGAGCCUGGGGGUCAUCCUCUACACCCUGGUCAGCGGGUCCCUGCCCUUCGACGGCCACAACCUCAAGGUGGGACCUCCCACCACCACCUCCCACCAUUGUCCUACCACCUUCUUCCACCACGUCCCACCACCUCCCACCAUUGUCCCACCAACACGUCCCACCACGUCCCACCACGUCCCACCAUCUCCCAUCAUCUCCCACUACCUU